AAUCACGUGUAUAGUCACUUUUAUCUUCCCUUACGUUUUUCGGUUGGCGGUUUUUUCCUAACCGGAAUGCUGAAGGUGCAUUAAGUAAGCAGGAAGUUGAUGUUUACUAUGUUUCCCAUGGUUCCUGAACACAGCACAGUGAACAUUGCUUGCAGCUGCCCGUGUCGGUGUGGUGUGAAGGAGGGGGGAAUGAGCUGAGCUGGAGGCUUGUUCAGCCAUGUUAGUUUUCUCUACUGUUCACAAACGAUGAGACAGAGGAGCCAUGGCCUUGUCAUUGAGCGGAGACGAUGAGGAAUAUGAUUCAGAGUCGGAACAGCAGCGUGCGGCAAACCGUCCAAAGCCCAAGGUAGGGACAUCAUCGACUGUUAAGCUGCCGUCCAACCGCAGCUCAUCUGGAGCCAGACGCCGGAGGACACGAUGCAGAAAGUGCGAAGCAUGCCUCCGGACCGAGUGUGGAGAAUGUCACUUCUGCAAAGAUAUGAAGAAGUUUGGAGGGCCGGGGCGCAUGAAACAGUCCUGCAUUAUGAGACAGUGCAUUGCGCCGGUUCUGCCUCACACAGCGGUGUGUGUGGUGUGCAAAGAGGCAGGGAAAGAGGACACACUGGAGGAAGAGGAGGACAAGUUCAACUUCAUGCUGAUGGAGUGCUCCAUCUGCAACGAGAUCGUCCACCCCAACUGUCUCAAGGUGAGCGAUGCCUCAGGAGUGGUGAACGAUGAGCUACCCAACUGCUGGGAAUGUCCCAAAUGCAACCACGCUGGCAAAAGUGGGAAAGUAUUGAAGCAAAAAAGGGGUCCAGGGUUCAAGUACGCCUCCAACCUCCCUGGCUCUCUGCUGAGGGAACAGAAGCCUGUGAAGGAGGAGGGGGACGUUUCUUCUGCAGCCAAGAGGAGACCAGACAGAGAGGAGACACCUCGGUACAGACCCGAGGAGUCUCUCCACCGACAGCCACCACUGCUCUCCCCCAGCAACCUGCCCCGGCCCAGGCUUGAGGACAAACUGAGGAAGAAGAGGAAGCUGUUUGAUGAUGAUGAGGAAGAGGAUAUCAGUUUGAGGAAGAAGGAAAAGUCCGAUGAUCCUUAUUUUUCCAAACUUCUGCACCAAAUCAAGACAGAAGAGGAGGACGAUGACGCAUAUGAGGAGGAGGAUGAAGAAAUAAGGGAGCCUCACUUCCGGGGUGGUGUAGAGAGGAAAGGCCGUUUUGGAGACGCUGAAGACGAAGAGGAUGAAAAAGACUCCAAGAGUGUACUUCUGAACUCCUACAUUAAAACGCCUGUUGGAGACAGCGACCAGUCUCACUGCAGCUCUCCGCAGGCUGGCCCCAGCAGUGAGGGUGGCAGUGAGACCCAGGAGAAAGGGCCACGUCCAAAGGCUCGUCGCAAGCGGCGUUUGCCUAACAGAGAGCUGAGCCGAGAGCUGAGCAAAGCACUGAACCAAGAAAUCCAGAAGACUGAGGACUGCCUGGCCAACGAGAACCGCCAACCCCUCAAGGUGGAGCCGGAGACGGAAAACGAGGAGCCCAAGAGGUUGUUCCGCAACGGCAGUGAACUCGGGGAUCAGAGGCCCCACCUCAAGACCAAAGAGAUGAACGGGACCCCCUGGGAGCUGCGCCACUUCUACCCAAGUCAGAUCACUCCACUGGGCUUCAACAGGAGCACUCCAACCAACCGGCCGGUGCCCCCACACUCCCCACCCAAGUGUGUCCAAAUGGAGCGGCACGUCAUUCGGCCCCCUCCGAUAAGCCCGCCUCCCGACAGACUGCCUCUGAAAGAUGGUAAAACACACGUCAUACAGCGCGAGGUCUGGAUGAAGAUCUUUGGCUAUCUCACACACAAGGAGCUGUGUGUCUGCAUGAGAGUUUGCAAGACAUGGAACAGAUGGUGUUGUGAUAAGAGACUUUGGACAACGAUUGAUCUGAACCGCUGCACCUCCAUCACUCCGCUCAUGCUAAGUGGGAUUAUCCGCCGACAGCCAGUUUCCUUGGACCUCAGUUGGACAAACAUUUCCAAGAAACAACUAAGCUGGCUCAUUAAUAGAUUGCCAGGUCUGCGAGUGUUAAAGUUGUCGGGGUGUUCUUGGGCGGCUGUAUCUGCACUCUGCACCUCCAGUUGCCCUCUGCUGCGCACCUUGGAUGUCCAGUGGGUGGAGGGACUCAAAGAUGCACAGAUGAGGGACCUUCUUUCACCGCCCACAGACAACAGACCAGGUCAACUGGACAAUCGCUGCAAGUUAAGGAAUGUUGAAGACCUGCGGCUGGCGGGGCUUGACAUCACCGACACAUCUUUGCGUCUCAUCAGUCGCCAGAUGCCUUCUCUGUCCACGCUGGAUCUGAGCUACUGCAACCAUAUCAACGACCAGUCAGUCAACCUGCUGACAGCAGCGGGGACCACGACGCGAGACUCCCUCACAGAGAUCAACUUGUCAGUUUGUAACCGGGUCACAGACCAUUCCCUGAACUUUUUCAAGCGCUGCGGAAGCAUCUGUCAGAUCGACCUCCGCUUCUGCAAGCAGGUGUCCAAGACAGCGUGUGAAAGGUUCAUCGCGGAGAUGUCUGUCAGCGUACCGUUUCGACUGAAAGAGGACAAACUGCUGCAGAAGACGAGCUAGUUAUGAACGGGACAAAAAUGAUCGAAAAACUGUUUGCACUUAUUUCAACAAGUUUUUUUUUUUUUCUUUUUAAACUGGUUCUGUGAUGAGUCUCUGAAUCAAUGGCGGAGGACGUUUUCCUGGAUGGAGAUCAUAGAUGGACUGAGGAGGUGACACACAUUCACUGGACAGAUAAAGAGAAAACAGCAUGCAUGUAUUUGUGUUGCGAUUGUACUUUUAUAGAGACGUGCUUGUAAUUGACUGUCGGGUUGUUUAUUUUUAUCUUUAAAUAUUUGAGAACGCAGUAUUUUUAUACAAGCAUCAUUCCAUGAGUUUACAGUGUCUCAGGAGCUAAAUAUCAGAGACUGUACAGCAUGUGAACUGAAAACUGUCCCCAUCCUCAGUUUGCCUUCAUACAACAGUGUCUUCUAUGUGCCAAAAUCUGUAUUUGACAUUCGGUAUCAGACAAAAAAAAUAACCUGUACAGAAAUAAAUAUUUGACUAAAUUAUCAUAAAUACUUCCCAAAUAUUUAGAAUGUAUUUCAAGAAUGAUAAAACAGAGUAAACAAAUGUCAUAUUCCUGUUACACCCUCAUGUCUUCACUUACCUUAAUACUUUUAUGACUGUUGAGUGUUGUGUUUGACGGGCUUUUCUUCAACAUUUCAACAUUAAUUUAUUGAUUUUGUUUUUUUUUUAUAACAGUUUGUAUUUAUUCAUUUAUUCAGUAACUUGACAUUGAUGUCUCAGAGCUGGGUCAAAUAAUGCUUGCAGAUAAUUUAUCGGGGUGCUUGAGCUUGUUGCAGCAUCCAGUUUGGGGAGUUAAACACCCAAAAGUCAGUGGCAGUGAAAUUGCAAUUUUGUAAUUGUCACAGCAAAUGUGUGACUGACGAUUUACUUCACACUGACUUUAUAAAAUGCAGUCAACCCCACACAUCUGGUUCUUCACACAGGUUUAAGAAAGACUUUUGCAAAUAACUAAUUUGCAUAUGUUUAAAUAAUAACUCCAUACAGUAGGUGUUGUGUGUAUUUUGGGGUGUGUUGUGCUGUAAUCUAUCACCUCAGGUGAAUGUGAUAAUGUUUAUAUUUGUAAAUCCAAAAACGAAGUGCUAACAUGCAUUAAAAGAAUUUCAUUUGUACCAUCA
Messenger RNA from Epinephelus moara (kelp grouper), 3726 nucleotides. RefSeq names its product lysine (K)-specific demethylase 2Ba (gene kdm2ba). The record is from RefSeq and is a predicted model, not a curated record. Gene Ontology annotation, molecular function: protein binding; histone demethylase activity; zinc ion binding. NCBI's taxonomy places the organism in Eukaryota, Metazoa, Chordata, Actinopteri, Perciformes, Serranidae. Gene Ontology annotation, biological process: protein demethylation; regulation of transcription by RNA polymerase II. Bases 263 to 2605 code for a protein of 780 amino acids. The transcript is spliced from 10 exons.